AUGCUCUCCAUUCUAGACAACUCCCUCCGUGUCGUCAACUUUGCGUUCCUCGUCAUCGUGCUUGGUCUCGUCGGUUCCCUUAUCGCCACACAGAGCGGUGGCAACCCACGUGUGAACUUCUGUAUCUUCACGGCCACGUUCGGGAUAGUGUUCGACUCGUUCUAUGCAGUGCUCGCCAACCUUUUCUCGGCGUUCGCCUGGCCCAUCAUCCUGGUCACGUGGGACUUCCUGAACUUUGUGUUCACGUUCUCUGCGGCCACCGCGCUUGCCGUGGGCAUCAGAACGCACUCGUGCACCAACCAGCUGUACUUGGACUCCAACAGCAUCACACAGGGCUCCACGGACCGUUGCCGUAAGUCCCAGGCCGUUGUUGCGUUCCUAUACUUUUCGUUCUUCAUCUUUCUGACGAAGCUCGUGCUCUCGCUCAUCAACGUGUUCUCCGCGGGCGCCUUUGGCUCCGGCUCCACCAGAAGAGCCACCGUCGGCGUGCCCACCAUUUCCCAGGUGUAA
Messenger RNA from Lachancea mirantina, 510 nucleotides. The record is from the annotation of a GenBank genome assembly. NCBI's taxonomy places the organism in Eukaryota, Fungi, Ascomycota, Saccharomycetes, Saccharomycetales, Saccharomycetaceae.